UAAAAAAAACAACACGUCCAGUCACUAUUUACUCAUUUACUUACUCUGAAGUUGUUCGAUAACUGUAUUAAUUUAUUUCUACUGCUGAACAGAAAGGAAGAUAUUUUGUAGAGUUUGGGUAGCCAAAGAGUCCUCAAUGACUUGCAUGAAAAAGAAGUAGGCUACCAUGCUAUUAGUAGCCUAAGUAACUCUAUUUUUACUCUGAUAAACGCACAUUUUCCAUUACUAUAAUUAGUGUAAUGAUAGAUGGUCAUAGACAUGGAGAGACAACUUCACUUUCAUGCAUUAGGACCUCAGUUUAAGAAAAAAAGUGGUUUGAUUUGUUUCUGUAUUGUUUAAGGCUUUUUUUAAAAUCUUUUUUAUCUAUGGUACAACUGUUGACAAUGUCUGAGAUAAACUUUAUACCUGUUUUAUGCUUUCCUAUCAUAUCAACAACUGAUCUGUGUUUUUCAGUAAAUGAUGAUUUCAGCUAGACCGUCUGAAAUGUUUUCCUGCCUUGACCUGAAUGCAGUCUUUUAUUACACCUAAUAGCAAUGCAGUGAAAUUCUCUGGCCCAAUUGUCAAAAAUUAUUCUGAAAAGCAACAUUGUUGUGAGGACAGGACGUGCUUUAGAGCUGUUCGCAGAGCACAUGAAUGAGGUAUUCGGCUGCUUGACUCUGAGACAGUGACUGUGAGAGCAUGUUCAUGAUGGGACUACCAUGGCUGCUAGUUCUGGAGCUUGUCCUUUACGCUGGUUGUUUCAUUUGUGGGGUGAUAGCUGCCGCAUGGAUGACACUCACUCAGGGCCACUUUGAUGGGCGAUGCAUCCUCUAUGGAAGUGUUCAGUAUAAUGCAUCUGGCCAGGCUCUGACCAUAGAAGGCUCCAGUUCUACUUCCGUCUGCUAUUUUGUGUCAGCAAUCGCUGUGUGCAUGGCUAUUUACUGCUUUUCCCUCAUUCUUUACUGGAUCUAUGCCAGCUGUGUAGAUGAGGAUGUGAGAAGGGGGACUGUUUCUCUCAACACAUCUCUGGGAGUCUGUGGUCUUCUGCUGUUUUUUCUCUUAGUAACAGGAUGUAUUCUCAAGAUCGGUCGGGACAGCCUGUGUUUCUCUGUCCUUCACAACACUCCCUCUAUUACCAGUUGUGAAGAUGCAGAGAAUAAAACCUGGGCCCAUCCAUACACUGGAAAUCAGUUCUACACUGGACUGUACAGUACUGAGAGGUCUAUGUGGGUAAGCUUCUUCUUCUGGGUGUUAAUAACAGCUGUGGUAGUCAUACAGAGGCGCCAGAGCUCAAGGUUGAAGGUUUGGGGUGAUGAUGAAUGGAGCCGUGCUGAGACAGAGCCCUUCCUCCAUCGCCCGUCCCGCCAGAGAUAAAUCACCAAGGCCACUAUUGCAUGAGCUUAUCACUACAUAUCAUGUAGAGUUUAUUAUAUACACAUAGAUGGGACUACAAGUGGUUAUAAAAUAAUACCUAAUAAUAUGUUCGUUGCAACAUUAUAAUUUUUAUUUAGUUAUACACAAAAACAAUUCUUUGAUGUCUGAUAGCUAUAAUUAUAUACACAACGUUUAAAUACAGUAUAUGUCCAGAGACUUCCAAGACCAUGUCUUUGGACAUGACGGAUAUUAGAAAAAUAUGAAUCAUACUGUCUAAUAUACAGUCAAAAACCAUCAUUGGAAAAUAAAUGAAUCAGGACCCCAAUACAGAGAGGAGGGUUAUUCUAUCACCCUAAAGGGGGUUAUCCUGCUUAAUAUGAGGAUAUUUAGAAAAUAAAUAAAUGGACAUAAAAUAUAUAUAUAUAUUAAAAUAAUUAUAUAUUAUUUCCUAAUUAUAGUAUUUUGGUGAUGUAAACUAAUAUAUAUAUACUGACUCUUUAAGCAGUAACCGUAAUUUUCUGGCUGGUUACAUUUUACCCUAAACAUCUUAAAAUAAGAGCUUAAUGUGAAGAUGUGAAGAGGAUUUGCAUUUUGUGUCCAUAUUUAUGUUAUUGUUAUUCAAAAUUGUGAAAUUUUGAGCUUGUGUACUUAUUAAUAUUAAUUAUUUACAUGUGUGCUGUGGAUUGUCAAAGGAUUAAAUUAAAAAUAUGCUAAUAACUGAUGGUACAAA
Carassius gibelio (silver crucian carp) is the source of this 2083-nucleotide messenger RNA. RefSeq names its product transmembrane protein 179Bb (gene tmem179bb). The record is from RefSeq and is a predicted model, not a curated record. NCBI's taxonomy places the organism in Eukaryota, Metazoa, Chordata, Actinopteri, Cypriniformes, Cyprinidae. The transcript has 5 exons. The coding region runs from base 679 to 1353 and encodes 224 amino acids.